This is a messenger RNA of Effrenium voratum, 1426 nucleotides long. The record is from the annotation of a GenBank genome assembly. Lineage: Eukaryota; Dinophyceae; Suessiales; Symbiodiniaceae.
UGGGAAGGCCAGCUCAGGCCGUCAGAUGCGCAGAGCGAGGGAUGGCCAUGGAAGCCCUGCCGCGCUGGCGCCCGCGCCCGCCGCUGGCACCUGACUUCCUGGCAACUGGAGAGCGCUGCCGCUCCCUUGCAGAUCAGCCCACUGGGCGCUGGCGGCGCGCGCAGCUGCUGGUGCCAUGCCUGGGCUUAUGGCGAAGCCUGAAGAGAUCUCGGGCAGCACGUCGGGCCACAAAAGUCGAAGAGGGGCCAACACAGUGGAAGCUGAAGCAAGACCUCUCGGAUCUUGAGAGGCGGAGCGAAGUUGUGCUGGCACGUUCAGGUUUCGGCACUUCGGAGUUUGAGGCCAAAGCCAAAAGCAUCCGCGCCGAGUCUGAGAAGCCAGAGCUAUGGGAGGACACCGCACAUGCGCAGUCAGUCAUGGCCGAGCUGGCGCGUUUGGAGGCUGUGGAAAAGCGCGCUGGGGCGUACCUGGCGACCUUCGAAGAGGCACAGACCGCCCUGGAGCUAGCGCAAGAUGCUGAAGCCGCGGGCGACCUGGACGAGUCCAGCAUGCUGCGAGAGGAGGCGGCAGCCUCCUUGCAGAAGCUGGAAAAGGAGAUCUCAGAAGCCGAGGUCCAGAUGAUGAUGGGGGGCCGCUAUGACUUCCAACAUUGUCAGAUCAGUAUCUACGCGGGGGCUGGAGGUGAUGAAGCCUGUGAUUGGGUUUGCAUGUUGGAGCGCAUGUACUGCAACUACGCACAGCAGAAGGGCUGGGCGACGAAGCGGGUGAAUUUCACCGAAGGCGACUCGCUGGGGCUAAAGAGUGUUGACUUUGAAGUGGCAGGUGAAUAUGCCUUCGGCAUGCUGCAGCGAGAAACAGGUACACACAGGUUGGUGCGGAUCUGGAACGGCAAGCGGCAAACGACCUUUGCAGGUGUCGAGGUGGUGCCACUGCUGCCCGACGACGCCGUUACAUCCCUGGAGCUGGACCCCAAAGACCUGCAGUGGGACUUCUUCCGGUCCGGUGGAAAGGGAGGCCAGAACGUGAACAAGGUGGAAACAGGAGUCCGAGUUACUCAUACACCGACUGGCGUUGUCAUGAAGUGUACAGAGGAACGCAGCCAGCUGUUGAACAAGGGCAAGGCCUUGGUCAAGCUUAAGGCGAAAUUGCUGCUGAUCCAGGAGCAGCAAAAGGUGGAAGAGUUGCAGAGCAUCCGGGGGGACCUGGUGUCAGCCCAGUGGGGCGCGCAGGUGCGCAACUACGUGCUCCAACCUUACACGUUGGUGAAGGACGUACGUAGCGGACAUGAGCGCGGAGACGCCGAGCGUGUCCUCAAUGGGGACCUGGACUCUCACGUUGAUGCAUUGCUGCGGAUGCAAGUCGAUGGCGACAAAAGUGGGCGUUUCAGUUGAUUGAGCUUGCACUUGACUGCCAUUAUACACGAUUC